Messenger RNA from Exophiala bonariae, 1422 nucleotides. RefSeq lists its product as uncharacterized. The coding region runs from base 1 to 1422 and encodes 473 amino acids. Gene Ontology annotation, molecular function: transmembrane transporter activity. Gene Ontology annotation, cellular component: membrane. Gene Ontology annotation, biological process: transmembrane transport. The record is from RefSeq and is a predicted model, not a curated record. Lineage: Eukaryota; Fungi; Ascomycota; Eurotiomycetes; Chaetothyriales; Herpotrichiellaceae. The transcript is spliced from 4 exons.
AUGGAGGUGGACUCGAAAGAUUCCAAGGAGAAGGACAUCAAGACAGGGCUGGAGGAGCUGGUCAACGAUGACCCCGAUGCUGCUCGAUUGGCGGAGAUGGGAUAUUCGCAGGAUCUAAAGCGAAAGUUUUCUGCCUGGUCAUUGAUCGCCGUCUCCUUCUCCCUUACGAACUCAUGGUUCGGCGUUUCUGCAGCUAUGAUAACUGGUAUCAACUCGGGCGGACCUAUUUUAUUGGUCUAUGGCCUCAUCAUAACCGGAAUCAUGUCAGUCGCUGUAGCGAUAAGCCUAUCCGAACUUGCCAGUGCUUAUCCAAACUCUGGAGGACAGUACUACUGGGCGAAACAGCUCGCCUCUCCACGAUAUGCACCCAUAAGCAGUUAUCUUACGGGGUGGACUGCCUAUCUAGGCUCUAUUUUUACGUCUGCUUCUGUUUCUUUGAGCAUGGGUGCAGCGAUUCUUGGGCUGUGGCAGAUUGGCCACCCCGACUUGUUCGUGAUCUCCCUCUCCGAUUUGAGACUUUUUAAUUCAGUGACAGCCUCUGCUGAUACCUAUCGACCAGCAAGCUUCGUAUUUACGGAGUUUAUCAACAAUACAGGAUGGAAGUCGGACGGAGUGGCAUUCAUCCUCGGUUUGAUCAACACUAAUUGGCCAUACGCAGCGAUUGAUUGUGCAACGCACUUGGCUGAAGAGAUCCAUCAGCCCGAGCGCAGGAUCCCGUUGGCCUUGAUGUCGACGAUUGCACUCGGUUUCGUGACAGCGUGGUGCUUCGUGAUCGGAAUGAUGUUCUCGCUGCAGGACAUCGAUACCAUUGCGGCAACUCCAACGUUAGUCCCUAUUUUCGAGAUUUUCAGACAAGCCGUUAGUGAGGCAGGAGCUCUCGGUCUUGGGACUUUGAUCGUUCUUACCGGUGCUGGCUGUCAAAUUGCUUGUCAUACAUGGCAGACCCGCCUGUGCUGGAGCUUCGCCCGGGACGCUGGAUUGCCAGGGCAUAAGUUCUUAAGCCAUGUGAACAAGGAGUUAGAUACGCCCCUGCGAGCUCUGACGGUCAGCUGUAUCUUUGAUGCGUUGAUCGGACUUCUGUAUUUGGGAAGUUCAGCGGCUUUAAAUUCCAUCAUCACCGCAGUCAUUACGACUCUAUAUGUCAGCUACUCGAUCCCGAUUCUGUGCCUACUGUUCAGAGGCCGCAACAACAUUAAACGUGGUCCCUUUUGGUGCGGUGCUCUUGGUCUUGUGUCGAACAUCAUCUUGCUGCUUUGGACAGCGUUUACACUUGUCGCCUAUUCUUUGCCUUCGUAUCGACCUGUGACGCCUACCAAUAUGAAUUACAUUUCAGCAGUUUAUGUGGCGAUGGCGGUCCUAAUCAUCUGCGACUGGUUUAUCAGAGGCAGGAAGUCAUACAUUGGGCACCAAACUAGCUUGUAA